Molecule: messenger RNA, 161 nt
Organism: Paramecium octaurelia
Lineage: Eukaryota; Ciliophora; Oligohymenophorea; Peniculida; Parameciidae
Source: the annotation of a GenBank genome assembly
AUGAAUCACUUUUGUAUCCAAAAUUUCUAUAAUUAGAUAUUAACUAAUCUUGGAACCUUCAAGCAUACCUUAAAUCUCCAAACCACCCCAUAUAUUAGAAUGUAGUUACUAUUUCGAUUGUGUCAGUGAAUACUUUUAGGUUCUUAGAGAUUUUAACUUGA